Lingula anatina is the source of this 1395-nucleotide messenger RNA. RefSeq names its product leucine-rich repeat and death domain-containing protein 1-like. NCBI's taxonomy places the organism in Eukaryota, Metazoa, Brachiopoda, Lingulata, Lingulida, Lingulidae. The record is from RefSeq and is a predicted model, not a curated record.
AUGGCUUCAUCUACAGACGAUAUGUUUGAGACUUUAUAUUGCCGAGAGUAUGAACACCAAAUUCAAGAUGGUGACAAUGAAAUAAUGCCUUUUCCUGUAAGUGGCGUAGAUCACCAAAGUGAUGCACACCAAACCUUUGAUGGAGACCAAGACAAACUUGACAUCCUUAUUAAACUGGAUGAAGAUCCCUAUUACCAAGGACCAGGCACGGACCAGGUAGAAAAGUGGACAGAACUUAACCUUAGAGGGUUAAGAUGCAGAAUCCCCGACAGCAUAUCAUGUUGUAAAAGCUUAAGGAUACUUGAUAUUUCCAAUAACAGCCAAUUAGACAAACAGGAAAUAGUGAAAGUCUGUGGGUUGGAAACCGUGGAAGAGUUAGACAUGUCUAAUUCCUGUAUUACUGCAAUGCCGCAAGACAUAACCGCUUUUAAGCGGUUGACAAAACUUAACUUGUCCCAGAACCAAUUGACAGAACUGCCUUUGCAAUUGUGUCAUCUCGUGAAACUGGAGGAGCUUGACCUUAACCACAACAACAUAGCGUUCAUUACGCCACAGGUAAAGCAGUUUUGCAGCUUGAAGAAGUUAAACCUCUCCAACAACCCUUUAGGAGAAUUCCCACUUGAAGUGUGUAACAUAAAAACGCUGGAGAAUAUUUCCCUUGCACAUACUGGCAUUACAACCGUCCCACAAAAUAUAACAUUACUUGAAAACUUGAAGGGGUUAUCCCUGUCGUCAAAUUGUUUAAAAGAAUUCUCAUCGACUCUAUGUGAACUGGAAGCAUUAGAGACCCUCGAUAUUUCUAGAAACUACAUCACUACGGUGCCACUUAAAUUAAAACAAUCACAGCGUUUGAACAAAUUAAACCUGUCUCAUAACCAAUUGGAAGAACUCCCAAUAUCAGUAUGUAAGUUGGUGAGACUGGUGACUCUUGACCUCCAGGGCAACAACAUCACUACAGUGCCACCGCAGAUAACACAACUUGUAAAUCUGAAGGCAAUGAAACUAACUGAUAAUAAGUUGGAAGAACUCCCACUGCAAGUAUGUAAGUUAGAGAGACUAGAGACACUUGACCUCAAGGACAACCACAUCACUACAGUGCCACCGCAGAUAACACAACUUAAGAAUCUCAAGGUACUUGACCUGUCAAAUAACAAGUUAGAAGAACUUGCGCUGUCAUUGUGUGUGUUGCUGAGAUUGGAAGCGCUUCACCUCAGUGGCAACCACAUCACUACAGUGCCACCUCAGAUUCAACAACUUAAGAAUCUGAAGGCAUUUGACAUAUCUAAUAACAAGUUGGAAGAAUUUCCGCUGCCAGUGAGUGAGUUGGUGAGACAAGAAAAACUUGACCUCAGAAACAACAACAUCACAACAGUGCCACCUCAGAUAACNAAAUAA